Molecule: messenger RNA, 4603 nt
Organism: Aethalodelphis obliquidens (Pacific white-sided dolphin)
Lineage: Eukaryota; Metazoa; Chordata; Mammalia; Artiodactyla; Delphinidae
Gene: B4GALNT3
Product: beta-1,4-N-acetyl-galactosaminyltransferase 3
Exons: 20
Coding region: 1404-4292 (962 amino acids)
Cellular component (GO): Golgi cisterna membrane
Molecular function (GO): acetylgalactosaminyltransferase activity
Source: RefSeq, a predicted model, not a curated record
CCCCACAUUCCACCCACCUUCCUGGAGGUAUUCACACACACACACUCUGGCAAAGCGCUGAUGUCCGCCUUCUGUGGGCUGUGCUCUUUCCUCUGUGUCUGGUUGGCUGGCUGUGCCUCUACUGGUGCCCGCCUGGGGGUCCUAGGAUGCUUCUGCUUCCAGGCAUCUCUUGGCUCACGGUGGCCAGUGGUGCCAGUCUAACUGCCGGGCAGCGCCCACGGCAGUGUCCUGGGAGCAUCUUGAUGAAGCUGUUGGAGAGCUUUCUGCACUUUUCCAGUGGGUUCUAUCUGAACUCUUGGGUUCUAGCCUUAGCUUUGUCACUACAGUGGUCCUACCUGAGCCAUGAUUUCACCUUCAAUGGUUCCUGUUACCCAGGGUCAACCAGGGUCUGAAAAUACUAAAUGGGAAAUUCUAGAAAUAAACAAUUCAUAAGCUUUCAAGUGUGUACCGGUCUGAUCGGCGUGACGAAAUCUCGCGCUGUCCUGCUCCCUCUUGCCCAGGAAGUGAGUCACCCCCUUUCUCCAGCCCCUCCCACCGUUAGUCAUGUAGUAGCUGUCUUGGUUACCAGAUGGACUGUCCUGGCAUCGCAGUGCUUGUGUUCAAGGGACCCUUAUUUUACUUAACACUGUCCCCACGGUGCAACGGCGGUGAUGCUGGAAAUUCACAUUUGCCAAAGGAAAGCCAUAAGGUGCUUCUUUUGAGUGAAAAGGUGAAACUUAAAGAAAGAAAAAAAACCGUAUGCUAAGGUUGGUAAGAUCUACGGCAAGAGCGAAUCUUUUCUCCAUGAAAUUGUGAAGAAGGGAAAAGAAAUUUUUGCUGUUUUUGCUGUCACACCUCAAACUGCAGAAGCUACAGCCACAGUGAAUGAUAAGUGCUCCAUUAAGAUGGCAGAGGCAUUCAGUUUGUACAAUAAAAUAUUUUGAGAGAGACUCAUUCACAUAACUUUUAUUACAAUAUAUUGUUAUAACUGUUCUAUUUGAGUUUUAGUUAACAUUAUUAAUCUCUCACGGUGCCUAAUUUGUAAAUUAAACUUAAUCAUAAGUAUGUAUAGGAAAAAACAUCGUAUAUAUGGGGUUCGGUACUACGUGUGGUUUCAAGCAUCCACUGGGGGUCUUGAGUGUAUCCCCUGUGGACAAGGGGGUCAACUGUGUUUGCUAAGUGACUCCAGACAGCUGGGCUUCCAUUUCCUUACCUGAAAUGAGAACUAGGUGGUCUUGAAGGCCCCUCCCAGCUCUUGGUGGCCUGUAAUUCUGCCUUACGGUUCCACAAAGUCUCCAUCCUGCCCGAGCGUCCCCCUGACCUGUGGGCAGCCCCAGCCCCCAGUGGACAGCAGUGCUGACCACUGAGCUCUGAUUCUCCCCCCCAAACCCUCGGCGACUCCUUGCCCCUCUGCGUGGCUGUGAAUGCACGUGCGUCUCCCUCAUUCUCACCGUGGUUUGGCUGUUACCUUCCCAGGGUAUGGCAGCUGGAGAGAAUUGGCCAAGGCUCUGGCCAGCAGGAACAUUCCGGCUGUGGAUCCAAAUCUCCAGUUCUACCGUCCCCAGAGGCUGGGCCUCAAGGACCAAGACUCUGCGAGAGGUGGCGGGGGGAACAGCAGCUACCUGAAGUGGAAUAAGCCGGUCCCCUGGCUGUCAGAGUUCCGGGGCCGCGUCAACCUGCACGUGUUUGAAGACUGGUGCGGCAGCUCCAUGCAGCAGCUGCGGAGGGACCUCCACUUCCCCCUGUACCCACACAUCCGCACAACCCUGAGGAAGCUGGCCGUGUCCCCCAAGUGGACCAACUACGGCCUCCGCAUCUUUGGCUACUUGCACCCCUUCAGCGACGGGGAGAUCCAGUUUGCCAUCGCCGCCGAUGACAACGCAGAAUUCUGGCUGAGCCGUGACGACCAGGUCUCAGGCCUGCAGCUGCUGGCCAGUGUCGGCAAGACUGGAAAAGAGUGGACUGCCCCUGGAGAGUUCGGAAAAUUUCGGAGUCAAAUGUCCAGGCCAGUGAGCCUGUCAGCCGCCCGCAGGUACUACUUCGAGGUGCUACACAAGCAGAACGACCAGGGCACCGACCACGUGGAAGUCGCGUGGCGACGGAAUGACCCCGGGGCCAAGUUCAGCAUCAUUGACUCCGCUUCCCUGUCCCUCUUCACAAAUGAGACAGUCCUGAGGAUGGAUGAGGUGGGCCACAUCCCGCAGACAGCAGCCAGCCAUGCAGGCUCCCCAGACCCUCUUCCCACUGAUGAGCAGCCCCUGGCCGACAUGCUGCGGCCCGACCCUCGGGACACCCUCUAUCGAGUGCCACUGAUCCCCAGGUCCCAGCUCCGCCGCGUCCUGCCCGACUGUCCCUACAAGCCCAGCUACCUGGUGGACGGGCUUCGUCUGCAGCGCUACCAGGGACUCCGGUUUGUUCACCUGUCCUUUGUUUACCCCAAUGACUACACCCGCCUGAGCCACAUGGAGACCCAUAAUAAGUGCUUCUACCAGGAAAACUCCUACUACCAGGACAGGCUCAACUUUCAGGACUACAUCAAGAUUGACCAGCCUCCGAAGCAGGGGCCGGAGCAGCCAGCAGGCUCCGAGGAAGGCCUUCUAGAAGAAUCCCAGUACGGAGAAGCGGCAGAGGACACCCCUGCCCCUGACGGCCAGAACGCCAGGACACCGGAGGGGAAGCAAGGGCCCCCGACGGCCCCCGGGCAGGACGCCACCAACCGCCGCCUCCGAAGCCUGCGGAGGCUUCUGGCUCGGCCGCAGGGGGGCCUGGUGGUGCCCCCUCCCACGCAGAACUCCACAGCCCCCUUCCCAGCAAGGACCAGCGCCAUCCCGGCCCAGCCAGCAGAGAAGAAGGCCAGGAAGCCCAACCCCGAGCCCCACCAGGCUCCACGGCAUCCUGACAAGUGGCCCCCGGGACGCCCAGCAGGGCACCCGCCUCCAGUGAAGAGGCCCAGACCCGCGGGUGGCAGCCCCGGGAAGACGCUGGGGCAGUCCCAGUGGCUGAGUCAAGUUGAGUCAUACAUUGCAAAGCAGAGAAGGGGCGACAGGACGGAGCCUCCGGACCCCAGGAGGGCUUGGCCUAAGGAGGCGGAGGAGGUGUUGGCCGCGGCUGGCGGCCAGGAAGGACGAGCGGAGGGAGAGGACGAGGGGGAAGAAGAGGAGGAGGAGGUGAGGGAGGUGUUGGAAUACCUGUCCAUGUUCGACCCGGUGGUGAACUGGGACCAGACCUUCAGUGCCAGCAACCUCGACUUCCAAGCCCUGCGGACCGACUGGAUUGACCUGAGCUGUAACACAUCUGGCAACCUGCUGCUUCCCGAGCAGGAGGCGCUCGAGGUCACGCGGGUCUUCUUGAAGAAGCUUAACCAGCGCAGCCGGGGGAGGUACCAGCUGCGGCGCAUCGUGAACGUGGAGAAGCGUCAGGACCACCUCCGUGGGGGCCGCUACCUGCUGGAGCUUGAGCUGCUGGAACGAGGCCAGCACCUGGUGCGGCUCUCGGAGUUCGUGUCCACGCGUGGCAGGCAGGGCGUCGAUGCCGCUGGUGGGGAAGAGGCCGAGGCCCGGAACCUGCAAGGCCUGGUGUGGAGCCCACACGACCGCCAGAGACAUGUCCUGAGUGCCCGGGCCCCGGAGCCCAAGCUGUGCUGGCCCCAGGGCUUCUCCUGGAACCACCACGCCGUGGUCCACUUCGUUGUGCCGGUAAAGAACCAGGCGCGCUGGGUGCAGCAAUUCAUCAGAGACAUGGAGACCCUGUUCGGUGUCACCGGCGACCCGCACUUCAACAUCAUCAUCACCGACUACAGCAGCGAGGACAUGGACGUCGAGAUGGCCCUGCGAAGGUCCAGGCUGCGGAGCUACCAGUACAUGAAGCUAAGUGGGAACUUCGAACGCUCAGCCGGGCUUCAGGCUGGCGUGGACCUGGUGAAGGACCCGCACAGCAUCAUCUUCCUCUGUGACCUCCACAUCCACUUCCCAGCUGGAAUCAUCGAUACCAUCCGGAAGCACUGUGUGGAGGGCAAGAUGGCCUUCGCCCCCAUGGUCAUGAGGCUGCACUGCGGCGCCACUCCCCAGUGGCCUGAGGGCUACUGGGAGGUGAAUGGCUUUGGGCUGCUCGGCAUCUACAAGUCAGACCUGGACAGGAUCGGGGGCAUGAACACCAAGGAGUUCCGAGACCGCUGGGGUGGAGAGGACUGGGAGCUGUUGGACAGGAUCCUCCAAGCAGGCCUGGAAGUGGAGCGUCUCUCCCUCCGGAAUUUCUUCCAUCACUUCCAUUCCAAGCGAGGCAUGUGGAACCGCCGCCAGAUGAAGACGCCGUAACCCCGGGGGUGGCCCGCUGGACCCACCGCUUCCAGCCCCUGCACCACGGUGGCCUGGCCAGUGCCCACUUGCUGCCGGAGGGAAGGAGAGAGGGGAGCAGGGGCCGCGCUGGGCCCGAGGGGCCUCCGAGCCGACACCCCCUGCGCCGGCAGCCGUCCUCCAUGGGAGGAGGCCAAGGCCUCUCCCCACCUCUGGGCCUCCGGGGCCAGAAGAUGGGAAAGAGACGGGACAGCUCCUGGAACGGGCAGCGGAACCGGGUUGAGGAAGGAAAGCCCUACCUGGGCGACACCACCCUGACCGGGAGGUGCCUU